AUGUGGACACUCAUUUGCCCGUAUUUUGGCGUCAAUGAUUCCGGAGCUCAACAAUCCAAACUUCUCAAGACUAGCGAGGACUACACUAUAGGAAGAAAUGGCUGUAAUAUAAACAUAUCUGAGAAAUGGAUGUCGCGGCAGCUAGGAAGAUUCAUCGUCGGACAACACAAUGAAGCCGAUGUGACAUGGAGACCACCUUAUUCUGAACAGCAAGAUGCGCUUGAGCCCAAUCAGGAUAUUCAGGUCAUAAAGCCCAAAGAUUGCGCUGUCUUGGAGCAAAUCACGGGCGAGCCGAAUCAGUUACCUAUACUUCUGCGUGGUGGUAGUAUAGUGAGAAAGGAAUGGGCCCAAGAACUAUUCCGCCGCUUAUACUUGCCACCAGAUUUACCAUCCACCGAUGUGGUCAGCCUAGAAGAUAACUGCCUGCAGCCAGCUUUAGAAGAUUAUCUACCCUCCUUCUCUCCUAAUCUCAAGCAGGAAUAUUGUCAAAAUAGCAUCUGGAGGGAAAAUACUGACCGAAAAGGCAUGUUAAAGAAUCUCAAAUUCAUAUUUCUUGUCGAAGGCGCAGCUCUGGCAACAGUCUGGAAGAAUAUCGUAGAUGCUGGCGAGGGUACCUACGAAACUUUUGAUAUUCAUAAAGGAGUGGUCAAAUGGAUAACAUAUAUAACACAACUACGAGGAAAGGCGACAGAAGAAAGCUUUGGUAUCGUCCUGGUUGCAAAUGAAGAGAAAUCACAUGCAGCAGUUGGAGGUCAAGGUUGGAAGGCGUUUAUUCAAGACACUCUAAGAGCCGGGCUGCAAUUCACCUCUUAUACGAAAAUCACCGAGGCAGUACUUUUGGUUCAGAAAGACUUGCUCAAAAGUGAUGCACACUCCACAAAUGAGAUUAUACCUAGUUUGUUACCGAAUGAAGAGCCGUCUAUGGAAGCAUCACAAGGAAGACGCGGCACUACGAGGCGAACGAAGAAACAGCCGACACCAGUACCAGAACCUGUCAAUCCGCAAGAGGAUGAGGCGCUGUUACCUGAGGAUGAGCCUGUUCCUGGUAGGAAUAGAAAUGACUCCCAGUUUACUACUUCCGCGGCCCCAACUUCUGCCCUAAGUGACAGAGCUCUUUCUCCACCUGUCCAGCAACCAGCAACAAUUGAUCGUACCAAAUUGAGGAGGAGAAACCCAACUCAGAGGUCCCAAGCAGUUGAAAGCGAAACUCAAUCCACUUUAACUUUAGAGAGACACCGUAAACAUUUUGAAGAGACGGACCCGGAGCGUCACUUCCUAUCUCAAGAACAGGAUGGCGUACGGACGAGAGCCUCUAGUGUUACAAGGUCGUUGGUGGAUAUGGUGGAGCAGGCUGACCUGGAACGCACCAAGGCACUAGAAACGGGAAUUUCUUCUAGGAAACGGAAAGCCGGAGCCACCCAAGGUGAAGGUCAAGAUAUCACAUCAGAAAACGGCUCUCUUGGAGAGCCAAAAGAGCCACCUGCAAAGAAGAGGAUGAUAGAUCGUACGGAAAAACCUGCAUUAGAAGCUUUACCUGAAGCUGAAGAAGAAGAAGAGCCUCCACCGGAGAUACCAAAAGUCAAACCAAAGAAAAAGAAAGAAGUUGCUGUAGUGGAUAGUGAUGAAAAGUAUCUCACAGCAUUAGCAACCUGGAAGAAGGGUAGGAAAAAGGAGGACCAAUUUGAUCGCGAAUUCAACAAUCUGAAGAUUGCCAAACCAGACCGCCUUGUUGAAUUAGACGUGGAGAUGGAGGCUUGGCAAAUGAUGCCAAAAGAUAUGGAUGUUCGGGGUAACUUCAUG
Messenger RNA from Acaulospora colombiana, 1800 nucleotides. The record is from the annotation of a GenBank genome assembly. Lineage: Eukaryota; Fungi; Glomeromycota; Glomeromycetes; Diversisporales; Acaulosporaceae.